This is a messenger RNA of Dendronephthya gigantea, 870 nucleotides long. RefSeq names its product 5'-AMP-activated protein kinase subunit gamma-2-like. Lineage: Eukaryota; Metazoa; Cnidaria; Anthozoa; Malacalcyonacea; Nephtheidae. The record is from RefSeq and is a predicted model, not a curated record. The transcript has 14 exons. Bases 1 to 861 code for a protein of 286 amino acids.
AUGUCAGGUAAAAAGGCAUUCUAUGCGCUAGUUGCUAACGGUGUGAGGUCAGCCCCAUUAUGGGACAAUACUAAGCAAGACUAUGUGGGAAUGUUAACAAUCUCAGAUUUCAUCAAUAUAUUGGUUUCAUAUUAUAAAUCACCGUUGGUACAAAUGGAAGAAGUAGAAGAACACAGAAUUGAAACUUGGAGAGAUUUGUCAAAGAACAAAUUGCCUUCUACUUUGAUCCAAAUUUCACCUUACCAAAGUUUAUACGAAGCCUGCGAAUAUCUAAUAAAGCACAAGAUUCAUCGCCUACCAGUAAUAGACCCUUCAUCUUCAAACUUCUUGUUUGUGAUAACACACAAAAGAAUCCUGCAUUAUCUACAUGAACAUUUCUCCAAAUUGGUCAUGCCGGAUUUUAUGUACAAGACGUUAGGAGAACUUAGUAUUGGAACAUUGUGUAAGAUCGCUACGAUCAAUCCAGAAACCCCGCUCAUUACAGCACUGAAUAUGUUUGCUGAAUAUAAAGUAUCUGCCUUGCCCAUUGUGGACAAAGAUGGCGUCGUCGUGGAUAUAUACGCACGAUUUGAUGUUAUAAAUUUGGCUGCGGAGAAAAGUUACAACAACUUGGACGUCCCAGUUAUUGAAGCGUUAAAACACAGGGCUGAGGGAUUCGAAGGUGUUCACCGAUGUCGACUGAACGAGCCGUUACACGUCGUGGUCGAAAGAAUUGUCAAAGCAGGCGUUCAUCGUCUUGUCGUGGUCGACAAAGAAGAUCAGGUUGUUGGUGUCAUGUCAUUGUCUGACCUUCUUCAAGUGCUGGUCUUACAUCCUCCAGGUGUAAUCAGUGCGACAAGUGAGGAUUUCAUGGUCAAGUGAUGCUAUCUC